AAAAAUAAUAACUUUCAAAUUAUAAAGGGCUGCACUGUCAAAAUAAAAACAUUAUGAAAGCAUUGAUAACAGUAUACAAUCGUAACCUCCUGUACUUUUAAAAUUAAUCAUCAAACCUAAUGAUAGAAACUGACUUUUAAAUAUAUAUAAAUGGUUACGUUCACUCAGUCAGAUUUUGAAAAUCUUAUUUAUGAUGAUCAUGAGUUCCAAAUACCAAAAAGGAGUGUCUUCAAUCCUCCAGACAUGAAAAUAUGGGAACAUUCAGAAGCUUAUAUGGAAUAUAUGGGAUUUAUUUUGGCCCUGAACAAAGAAGCCGCUGGCAUAUCCAAUACUGGGCUCUAUUCUAGAUCUGGUGUUUUAAAUGGCAUCGUAUACGUUUUAGAUCAAUUAUGGUUAUGGAUCGACGAUAUCCCACCUGUAGCACAACCACAACGAUUUGGAAAUAAAGCUUUUAGACAGUUUUAUACCAAGUUAAACGAGGAAGGCACUGCUCUUCUUGAACUAUCAACCCCGAUUGUUUUUCACACAGCUCUGAAGGAAAUUAAGUACUAUUUCUUCGAGGGAUUUGGCAAUUCCACUAGGAUUGAUUAUGGUACUGGUCACGAAAUGUCAUUCUGCAUGUUUCUCUGUUGCUUAUUCAAGAUAGGAGCAUUAAAACAAUCUGACAAACAAGCAACAGUUUGCUACAUUUUUAAAAGAUAUUUAGAUGUUGUGAGAAAGCUACAAACCGUAUAUAAUAUGGAACCAGCCGGUUCUAGAGGUGUCUGGGCCCUCGAUGACUUCCAAUUUAUACCAUUCUUAUGGGGCUCUUCACAACUUAUAGACCAUCCUGUUAUAGAAACUAGCAAGUUUUAUCUUGAGGAUCUAGUCAAUAGAUAUGCUGAAGAUUAUCUAUUCAUGGGAUGUAUAAAAUUCAUUAAUUCCGUGAAAAAAGGACCUUUUGCGGAGCAUUCAAAUCAGCUUUGGAAUAUCAGUGGUGUUCCUUCCUGGGGAAAGGUUAACGCUGGUCUUAUCCGAAUGUAUAAAGGAGAAGUAUUGGGAAAAUUCCCGGUGAUUCAGCAUGUCUUAUUUGGUACAGUUCUACCGUUCAGUAAAUGUACGCAGCCUCCGACUGAAAAAGUAAUCAACGCUUUCAAAACUCCCGGGACGGAAUGUAAGCCGAAAGGAUUAUUCUCAGGCAGCGAGAGUUCCAUUUCAACAGACCCCAAGUCGGAAGAAAGUAAGAGUACGAAAUCUGACAACUCUGUCGGAAAUGAAAAGGGCGCCAGGGAUUGUUCUGAUACAGUCGCUCCUUGGGCCAAGGCCAAGAAUCUCUAAUGCUAAGGAAAUGUAAUUUAAAAAAAUAAAAAGUAUUGAAACUAUCUUUACAAGUUUAACAUUAUUAAUUAAUUAAUAGAUUUAUUUUAAUUACU
Nezara viridula (southern green stink bug) is the source of this 1412-nucleotide messenger RNA. The record is from the annotation of a GenBank genome assembly. Lineage: Eukaryota; Metazoa; Arthropoda; Insecta; Hemiptera; Pentatomidae.